AUGUCACAACAAUUCAUUGGUGCUGUCAAUAAGAUGACAUCUUUAUUCAAAUUGAUUCAACCUGCUUACCAUCCUUUGCCUCAAGAUUUGUCGCGGGGAGAUCCUUGUGCGUAUGAUCAAGCGCUCUCAGAGAAGCAUGUCGAGUCAACACCAAGAUGGUAUUGGAGUCUGCUGCCCUGGUUUGUAGCUGCACCUCUCGGCAAAACCACACGAAAGCUCCCUAAAGCAACGUCAACGUCGUACCUGAAUGGGUUUCGUGGCAUUGCCUGUUUGAUUGUUUAUACAGAGCACGUCAACAUACAUUACUUUCGAGAGUUCGCAAGUAAUCCAUACGGCGCCGAGCCUGCUAGUAGUAACCAUGGCUUCAGUCAGUUGCCAAUCAUUCGCAUCAUAUAUGCUGGCAAAGGCAUGGUGGGGAUUUUUUUUGUGCUUUCAGGGUUCGUGCUCACGUACUCGCCAUUGAAAAAGAUCACUGCCAUGUCAAAGAGGCGAUGGGAGGACCGCAUGACAACAGAGCUUGACGCGCUGCCACUUACCAACGUCCCCGCAUCACCGACACUCGCUGCUGACGAGCUCAUCACUGGCCUCUGUUCCUCCAUCUUGCGUCGUGGCAUACGUUUGUUCGCACCCAUGCUUGUGGUGGCAUGCAUGUCCUGUCUCGCCACGUGGUAUUACCCAUCCUUUUCUCCUGGGAAUUGGAGAGCAAACGACCCGACAUUCUGGGAGCACAUAUGGCGCUUUGUUGGUAUAACAUUACCAGUCUUCAACCCAUUCCAGUGGGGCACAUAUCAUCCAACGUCUUUCAACCAAUGCUGGACUCUUCCGGUAGAAUAUCGCGGCUCCAUGGUUGUGUUUCUCAUGUGCAUGGCUACGGCGCGACUGUCAACGCAAGCUCGCAAAAUUAUAGUGUUAGGCUCGGCAUUCUGGGCUCUCUAUCUACAACGCGGAGAUGUGUUCACUUUCUUGGCUGGCAUGUUUCUCGCCGAGCUGCGACUAUGCCCCCUUUCUGAUGACUUGCCCUUUCGUCUCAAGGUCCCAUGGCACAUCACGUACACACUUUCGAUCUGCGUCCUACUUUUGUCAAUUUUGGUCAUGGGCUGGCCAGAGAGUGGACCCAAGAAUGUUGAGCCUUUCCAGACAUUGUCGCAAUUCACACCGAGUGCUUGGAGGACCGACGCGGAGUCCGUUGCCUUCUUCUGGAGCUAUGCUACUGCACCAGUGUUACUGGCUGCUGUCGAGAAUCUCCCUCCUGCUCAAUGGCUACUCUCGACGGCGCCCAUUUUGUACUUGGGUGAGAUAAGUUUUGCUUUCUACCUGCUGCACUGGAUGGGUUUCCUGUGGCCUGGAUGGGCAAUGAUGAUCCGCAUGGUUAAUGUUCUUCAUUGGCCAAUGGAUCGAUCCUUUUACAUCAUGUAUUUUACAAUCCUCGCUCUUUUGCUUGUUUCUGCCGAUUACUUUUGGCGCCUUGUUGACGAGAAAUGUGUCAAGUUGGGGAAAGCAUUUGCAAACUGGCUUGGAAUUCAUCCCAAGGCUGGAAACUGA
Messenger RNA from Pestalotiopsis fici W106-1, 1542 nucleotides. RefSeq lists its product as uncharacterized. The coding region runs from base 1 to 1542 and encodes 513 amino acids. Gene Ontology annotation, biological process: polysaccharide biosynthetic process. The record is from RefSeq and is a predicted model, not a curated record. Lineage: Eukaryota; Fungi; Ascomycota; Sordariomycetes; Amphisphaeriales; Sporocadaceae. Gene Ontology annotation, molecular function: acyltransferase activity, transferring groups other than amino-acyl groups. Gene Ontology annotation, cellular component: membrane. The transcript has 2 exons.